Molecule: messenger RNA, 1650 nt
Organism: Selaginella moellendorffii
Lineage: Eukaryota; Viridiplantae; Streptophyta; Lycopodiopsida; Selaginellales; Selaginellaceae
Product: UTP--glucose-1-phosphate uridylyltransferase
Exons: 22
Coding region: 84-1511 (475 amino acids)
Biological process (GO): glycogen metabolic process; UDP-alpha-D-glucose metabolic process
Cellular component (GO): cytoplasm
Molecular function (GO): UTP:glucose-1-phosphate uridylyltransferase activity
Source: RefSeq, a predicted model, not a curated record
UUGCUAUACAAAGAAAGAAGAGGGCUGCUUUGAUUUGCUCCUCUUUCUCAUUUGGGCUGUUGAGCGAAUCGCAGCACGAUUCCAUGGCGGCAGCUACGGAAGCGCCGGCGAAGAUCAUUGACAAGAUCUGGAUGGAGCUGGGGACAUUGGAUCAGAUCAGCGAGAGCGAGAAGAAGGGAUUUGUGAGUCUUGUGCAACGAUACCUUAGUGACAAAGGCGAGCAGAUUAAGUGGGAAAAAAUCCAGCCUCCUACCAAUAAGGACGUUGUUCCUUAUGAAGAUCUCGAGCCUGCGCCUUCUGAUCCCGCGGCGACCAAGGCUUUGCUUGACAAGCUUGUUGUUCUAAAGCUCAAUGGAGGUCUUGGAACGACAAUGGGCUGUACUGGUCCCAAAUCUGUCAUCGAAGUGCGAGACGGUCAGACGUUCCUCGACUUGAUUGUGCAGCAGCUAGAGGUUCUUAACCGCAAAUAUGGCUCGAACGUGCCUUUGGUGCUUCUUAACUCGUUCAACACAGAUGAAGAUACAGAACAGAUAUUGAAAAAGUACAAGGAUUCAAGCUUGGAUAUUAUCACUUUUAAGCAGAGCCAAUACCCACGUAUCGUUUCCGAAGACGUGAUGCCUUGGCCAUCAAAAGGCAAGACUGACAAGGACGGCUGGUAUCCUCCUGGGCACGGGGACGUUUUCCCGGCUCUUGUCAACAGUAAGGUUCUUGAUAAACUGGUCGCACAGGGCAAAGAAUACGUGUUUAUAGCAAACGCUGAUAAUUUGGGAGCCACAGUCGACCUCAAAAUUUUGAACCAUCUCGUUAAGCAUAAGAACCAGUACUGCAUGGAGGUUACGCCAAAAACAUUGGCCGAUGUGAAAGGUGGAACACUGAUAUCUUAUGAAGGCAGAGUACAAUUACUAGAAAUCGCGCAAGUCCCUGAAGAGCAUGUGGGUGAAUUUAAGUCCAUCGACAAGUUCAAGAUCUUCAACACCAAUAAUCUGUGGGUGAACUUGAAAGCCAUCAAUCGAUUGGUCUUGGAAGGGGCCCUGCAAAUGGAAAUCAUUCCGAACCCCAAGGAAGUGAGUGGCGUCAAGGUUUUACAACUUGAGACUGCAGCAGGAGCUGCAAUACGAUUUUUUGACAAUGCCAUCGGUAUCAACGUUCCGAGGUCGAGGUUUCUGCCUGUCAAAGCAACGUCGGAUCUGUUGUUGGUCCAGUCCGACCUGUACACAGUCAAGGAAGGCUCCGUGAUGCGGAACCCUGCGAGAAAAUCCCCGCACAAUCCGAUAAUUGAUCUUGGUCCCGAGUUUAAAAAGGUUGGAAGUUUCAUGGAAAGGUUCAAGGCCAUUCCCAGCAUCGUGUAUCUGGAGAGCUUGAAAGUGGUGGGAGAUGUAUGGUUUGGUAGAGAUAUCACGCUAAAGGGCAAGGUUGUCAUCGAUGCCAAGGCCGAUAAAAUCGUGAUCCCCGACAGCACAGUGCUGGAGAACAAACUAGUCACACCCGGCCCAAGUUAUGCAGAUAUCUAGUGGGGCUGGUGUUUUAUAUGUUUGGGAAGGAUCUGUGGGGGUUACCACUGAGUGAAACCAAUGGGUUUUUCGCAUUUGAGCCGCGUAAAAUAAGGGAAUCGAGAAAAAACAAAUGGCUGCUGCUUUUCUCUUAUGCUAA